GGGAUUGGGGGAAAGAAAGGAAAGGAAAGGAAUCAAAAAGAAGGCGCAAGAGGGAAAGGAAAGCCAACUUCCGCGCGGCGUUGGCGUAUUGGACAAGGAAGAUAUAUAUAGAUAUAUAUAUAUAUAUUUGUGUGGAAGGAAAGAGCAGAGGAAAGAUCGCGAAGACGAAGAGCACAAGGUUUUGGAUUCCGAAGGGGAAAGAGGAAAGGAAAGGAAAAGAAUCGCCGAAAGAGACUGUAAAAGAGGAAGGGGGGGUUUUUGAGCGAAGCCUCUCUCAUUGUAACAGUCGGAAUCGGCGUGUAGAGAGAUCUGUGGAUUUCAGUGGAGGUAACCGAAACCCUAUCAUCAUUCUUCUUGAAUUUCUUGUGUGUGUUGUGUGUUUUUGUCGUUGUUUCUUGUUUGGAUUCCGAGAAAGUAUGGGCUGGAAAACCCUAGCGAUUUUCUCGGCUGUGCGUUUUGGGGAAGGCGGCGCCGCCUUUGCCUCCGAAGGAUCUACCGGGCUAGAGGAAGAUGUGGAUUGCGAGGUUGGAACAGGUCGAAGAUUUGAAGCCUCUCAUUGGGGGUUUAGGGUUUGCUUGUAGAUCUGUUUUUAGGGAUUUUUUUUUGGAGUGGACUCGCUCGGUUCAACGCGGCCGUUUAAUCUCUCGCAAUUUGUUGAAAGCCUUUUUUUUCUCAAGACUGAUUGCAAGCAAGGAGUAGUUUGUUCCUCUUCGCUGGAUGUAUUUGCUGUCUGGGCUUGGGUUUGGAACGAUGAGAAUCGACGCUGAUUCGUAGAUUGGAGUAUUUUGUAGGUAUUGAGGGAAUCUGAUUGGAUCCCAUUGAUCUGAUUAGAUCUGUGGUUCAACACGUUUUCUCUGCCGAUUAUCUACGAUUGCUUUUCAUGAAAUUUAUGUAAACUUUGUUAGCAAGUUGUGAUAUCGAGGCCGCGAUCCAGGGUUGCUUGAUCAAAAGAUGGGAGUUUCUGUUUUGGUCCCCUGGAUGGUCGGCAAAAUUCUAUGGGGGUUUGCCAUCUUCUUGAAGCCGUAGUGUUUAGUUUUUCUUUUUCAAUGCAUCUAGAAAUUUGCGAAUUGAUGUUAAGAGAGAGCUUGUUGUGUUCGUCACAAUGUUCGGCUCUGUCUCCAUCUUUUUGGUUGUGAAGGAAACUCCUCUUCUAAAUUAUAUGUUCUAUCUGAAGCCCUACUAUGCCUCUAUGUUGUCUGCUGCUCUUUCUCAAAUUCAGCACUUUAUGAGGCUUUUUUCCGGCCGUGUAGUAUUGUUGAGGUGUUGCUGCAGGUGAAUGGUGACGUACAUUCAUGGUGUUUGCCUUGCAUCUAUGUCACCUGAAAUUGUGUAUGGUCUUUUCAUUGUUCAUUCUUUGAACCCUUUGUUCCGAAUUGCAAGUGUUGGCUGUGCCCAAAGCCAAAUUUUGUAUUGAGUGUCUUGUGGCCCUGAAGUCAGCAGUUAAAGGCAGCCAUAUAGUGGAGCCUUCUCAUCAGUUUAUGUGCUCAUUACAGAAACUUUUUAUUGGGCUGUUUAAGUAUUUUUAAUAUAAAUUUCUACCGUAUUUUGGUGCUGCGCGUGGUGCUGAUCUAAGCAUUGGAUGUUUCACAGGCUGGUAGUCUGAGAAGCUUCUGGACUUCAUCUCUGAUUAGUCAACAAUGAGAGGUCCCUUAUAAUGGUGGGCAUUGAGGAUUAUUUUCGUCAUUGCAUCGUGACACAUUGUGGUUCAGAUAUGAAUAGAGAAAAUUUAUAUGGCUAUACAAUGAUUGUGGAUGUGUUUAAAUGUUGUCAACGUACAUAUGGAUGAAUCUUGUUUUGAUUUGCAGAUUUGCUUCUGUUCCUGCACUGGGGCGUCGGCCUCUACUCUUGAGAUAAGCAGAAAACAAGCCACAACGGCAUGCUGUAAGACCUGUGGCGGAAAGCCUUUGGUUAAUGGGAGGGGGUCGUCAUCCAGUAGCAUGCCGGGUGCCGUAGGUCUGGAACUUACCAGUUUUAUCAACUCUGAUUUGACUUGGACGAAGAUUACGAAAGGUAAUAGGAGUUCGUCAAGGCGGGCUAGGAAAGGCUUGAAAAAUAUUGCAGAACUGGUCAAUAAGGAUCCCAAAGUUGUGGACAUGCCUGUUUCUGAAUCUGAGAAGCUCGGAGUGAGUGUUCUUGGGUGCCGCUUCAGUGAAAAGGCAGAACAUGUACCGAUCAAGAAGAGGAGAUUUUUGUUCAGGUCACCAUCUCCGCCUCCUGCAGUCCCUUCUCCGUCUUCUGAGAAGAGUGGAUUGCUUUUGAAGUAUAAAAAUGAUUUGCGUCAGGAGUUUCAUAGCGAAUCAUUGGCCAAAUCUCAACCUGUUGCAAUUAAAGCUCCUGCUUCUACUAAUGAUUUGUGUCAAAUAGUAGAUACCAAACUUCCUAUUGAUGUGAAGAACCUGGUUAGGGCUAAUGAUAAAUUUGAUGAAACUGAAGAUUUCUCUGGUAUCUCAAUACUUGCUGCUGCCGCCUGCAGUAACUGUUCUGGAGGAGAUGAUGGUCAUGCUGAGGAGGGUUUGGGAAUGGAAGAAUCUCUUGUGCAUGAGGUUGCUUUUGGGGGUUCAAUGAAUAAUGAACCAUGUUCUUUGUCGAAGGGAAUUUCCAAGGAAGACCGGAGUUCUACUGAAAUUUCUAAAGAAGGAGCUGGUUCUUGUAUUUCCAUCAUGCCUGUAGAAGUUGCUGCCUCUUCAAGAACUGCUAAUUCCUCAAACUGUCUACCUCAUAGAUAUACGACGGAGGGUACUUCCACACAGGAUCUUUCUAUGACUACAUCAAAGGAUCUUUCAAGCAAGAAGGAUGAGGAAACAGUUAGACUGCAGGAGUCCUCUUCACGCGAUGAUAGGUUGCACUGGGACUUAAAUACAGUAAUGGAUGCAUGGGGGCAACCUUUUGAUCAGUGUUCGGAUUCUCAGACCAAUGUUGCGGUUGGUGUCUCUGAAUACGGGAACAGUACUUGUAGUGAUGGGAUGGGGAGCUCAGAAGAUUAUGAAUUACACAGGAAAAUUGGAAGCAUUAAAGGUGGUGCUGAAAAGGAAACACUAUCUAGUUAUUCGAGAGAUAUGGUACAUAAAAUGCAACAAUCAAACAAGGAAGAACAUAAAUUGGAUGCUUGCACUGAUACUGGUAGGUCUGUUUGCUUGCAAAAAAGGUUGCUUUCUUCUGAGAGUGAUUAUGCUCGAAGUUUGGAUUCAGUUCAAGGAACAAAAUCCUUUCAUGGUCAAGAGGGUAUUAGCCCUAAUUCUGGAUAUGUUAACUUGGUUCCAGCAGAUAAUGCACUUGGACCUCAAACUUCUGCUAAUGUGGAUAGAAAUGCUUCAGCCCAGUGUGUAACUUCUGGCUCCACAGGGAGCAAUGAAAGUUUAUCCAUGCAUCAAGUUGGCAUCUCGGAUAUAUGUUCAGAGUUCACUCGUCCUAGACCAAACCAUUGUACAAGCACAUGUGUAUCUGAAGGAAACAGCAAUGCAGCAUCCUUUGGCGUUGCUAGCGUGAAGAGAGUAGAUGAUUACACUGCUGGUGUUCAAACAGGUGAAGUUAUAUCCCCUAGUACUCAGGUUGAGAAGCAGGAGAUUGCUCUUACUCCCAUAGCUUUUGGUAUUAAGGCUGCCUGUGAGAAUGGGGAUGUUGCAGAUGGCGAUGCUGAAGGUGCUGAAGGAGGUUCCUUUCUUGAUAAUGGGAUUGCCCCUACAAAUAUAGUUGGCUUGGAGACCAGUCAACCACAAGAAUUUGGGCCUCUUGAUAAUGUUGUAAGAAACUCUACUUGUAAGUCAGAUGAAGCGGUUCCUCAAAAUUCUCACAUGUGUAUAGAGACACCCACCUCGGGUGUACUGGUUGGAAGUCAAGCUGCAGUGAUUGUGGGUAUGAACACGCGACAAGACAAAGUUUCUGUUCAAAAUAAUGCUGAAAGUGGCUCUCAAAUGCUGCUCAAUGGCGAUGAACCCAAACCCUUGGAAAAGUGCGUGGCAUUGUUACACUCUCCCUCUGAUGAUGCAUGCCCAGGUUCUUCUGAUGAUCUUGUUAAUAUUUCUGAUAAGGUGGUUCCAGAAGAACUUUUGGGAAACAAUUAUGGCUCUGAUAUAUGUCAUGAUGAUGGUCAUUUAGUUGGAAUUGAAGAAGCGAGCGAACUUGAGGUGGAUUAUGAUUCUCAGUAUGAAGAUGGGGAAGUCAGGGAAUCCAUUUUGCAUGCUUGGGAAGAUUAUCAUGGUGAGGAUGUUGAAACUGAACACGUGGAUUAUGGAUCUGACAAUACUAUCACAUUGGGCUGUGAAGGUGAUCAAAUCAUAAAGAAUACCCAGGAAUCUAGCUUCCAACCUCAUCCAAGUGGCUCAUUAUUGACAGAAGUUAUUGCAGCAGGAUCUGGAAUGGAAAGUGCGUUGAGAGGACUGUUAACAGGGAAAGAUGCAAGCAAUGUGGUUGGGACAAGUGAUAAUGUUGACAACACACCUGGUGUGGGUACUGGCAAGGUGACCAGAAAUAAUGAGAUUGAUGCCAGGGGAGAUGUUGCGAGGAAAGCAAUUCAAUCAGGUAGUUUAGAUAUGAAAAUGUCUACAUGGGAUCAAUCGCUGGAGUGCCAUAAAAAUCCUUCAGAUUUAGAGACUCGAGUCAGAGACGGCAGCAGCUGGAAGAAAACUGAUGGAGAUUGUGUAGAUGAGUUGGAUACGGAGGAUACUGAGGCAAGGAUUGCUGAGUCGGGAGUGUUUAAGAGGGAUUUGCGGUCGCGCAUUGAAGGAAGAACAUCACGGAACAUACUUUUUGGACGGGAUAGGGUAUCUGUGCAGGGAAGCAGAUACAGUGAUACUGAUGAUUCAAAUCCUAGAUUUGAAAGGGAGUCGGGAUCUUUUGAAUCGUUUGGUAGGGGUAGAUAUUCUCGGCAUUCUCACACCAGAGGUCGGGGAGGUGAUCGUUGGGUGGAUUCUUCAGAAAACCAUAGGGGCCUAAAGCGUCACCAUUCUCCUGGUUAUCAUGGUCCAAUGACUCUACGUCACAUUGGGUCAGAAAACAGUAUACAUCGGUCUUUUAGAAGAAGUGGGUCACCGGUAGGAAGGGAUGAGGUUUUUGGUAUGCGUGUGGGUGUGGGUGUUGGACCAACUAGAGAGAUGAGCCCUUAUAGGCGUUUGACUCUUGGCAGGGGCAGGUCCAUAAGAUAUGGCCCUCAAAUUGACGGGAGAGGAACUAGGGGGAGAUAUCAUGGACCACUGCGUGGUAAUUUCCGUGAAUCUUCCUUUAACCAUUCGCAUCCUUCGGCCAGGAGAGAGAGAAGCUUCUCUCCUACAGAAAGAAGAGCAAAUACUCAUGCACAUCAAUCCUGCACAAAAUCUCCAUCAAGAUCUAGAACUCGUUCUCCCAUUUGUGGUACUUCAGGUUUCAGACACAGAAGUAAGUCUCCUAAUUUCAGACCUGAGACUGGGAUGCAGAGUGUGCGGUCACCUCACCAGCGGCCUGGCUUUUUGGCAGAUCAUAUGGUAGGUUUUAGGCCGAUGCGAAGAGUUCGUGAUUCCCCACCUCAUGACUCAAGAUGGAUUGGAGAUAGGAGGGAUGAAGUGGGUUUCAGGGAGCAUGGAUACAAUCAACGUACUUCAAUUCUAGACAAGAGAUUACCUGGGAGAUUUGGCCCACGGGAUGACAGGUUUGACUUGAUGGAUGCCCCUCGUAGCUUCAGAUCGUUGCAUCCUGGAAGAUUGUCGGAGAUGGAUGGAGUUGGUAGAGGCAGCCUAAGAUAUGACGAUAGAAGGAAAGAUGUUUAUAAAUACCGAUCAGGUAAUCUUGUACCGCGUAAUGAUACAGACGGACCAAUCAAGCGCUUUCGUUAUGAUGUUGAAGACGGUUUUGUGGCUGCACGGAACUCUCGUUAUCAGGAUGGUGCUGAUUUCAAUGGCCGAUGGGAACCUAAGGAUUACAACAGGGGCAUCGACAACCGAAUAGGCGACGUGCCUAGAAGAUCUGGAGUAGGAGGCCCAUAUGAAUACCAACGAGAUGGGAAAUAUGAUGUUAAAUCAAAUUCAUCUACAAUGCGGGAAGUAGAAGAGGAUUCAUCUCCUAGGAAAAGACCUUCGUGAUCUUUUUACCCAGUGCCCCUUUUUGCCUUCACAUUGGGUGCGUCUGCAAGCAGACAGAAAUAUACUCACCCUGCUGAUGUUUUUUUCAUUUUCAGCAGGAAAGCAUCCAAAUCCUGCAGUUCUCCUUAUAUGCCAGUGCUUGUUGGAUUUGCACUCACUCUCUUUUCUUUAUGAAUUGUAGGUGAGGUCUAGUUGUUGCUUCUCUCAUUUUUGAUUUUCCAUAUUAAAUAUAUAUUGUUUUGUGGCCAAUUCUGGGUGAUAUAGCCUCUUUGGUGGCCAUUGAAAUAUAUCAUCAAAUCAAUGAAAAAGUUCAUUUAUUUGUCA
This is a messenger RNA of Alnus glutinosa, 6374 nucleotides long. RefSeq lists its product as uncharacterized. The record is from RefSeq and is a predicted model, not a curated record. The transcript has 3 exons. Lineage: Eukaryota; Viridiplantae; Streptophyta; Magnoliopsida; Fagales; Betulaceae. The coding region runs from base 1752 to 6050 and encodes 1432 amino acids.